AUGGCGUCUCCGCAAGAACUCAACUUGCAAAGGUCUAUGGACCAAUUCUGCUGUGGACUUAACGAUGCCCAAAGGGCAGAGAUCAGCGGCGCAAAUAGGAUAGUCAUCAACAAUGAAAUUCAGAUCAUACAAACGAAACUCGGGCGCGAGAGAGGCCUUUGCUGGUUGGGCAGAAUGACCAAGUUUCUUGACGCAAUGGAGGAGAUCGAAAAGCUCAUCACAAUUUUUCUCAACGUCAGCGAAGCGGUGGCCUUCAUUUGGGGUCCUAUUAAGCUUGUUCUCAUGCUGGCCACAACAUGGACUAAUGGUAUCAAAAACAUCAUCGAUGUCUAUGAAGAAAUUGCUAUUGCACUCGACAACCUCGCUGUCUUCCAUAACCUAAUCAGAGAAAACGAUCAAUUAAAGCGAAUGCUGGAAGAUUACUUCUCUAACAUCCUCCGAUUCCAUCGCUCCAUUCUCGCAAUAUUUACUAAACCUGACUGGAAAAUAUUCUUAUUCUUCAUCUGGGGAGAGUUUUGA
This is a messenger RNA of Fusarium venenatum, 519 nucleotides long. The record is from RefSeq and is a predicted model, not a curated record. Lineage: Eukaryota; Fungi; Ascomycota; Sordariomycetes; Hypocreales; Nectriaceae.